Messenger RNA from Laccaria bicolor S238N-H82, 729 nucleotides. RefSeq lists its product as uncharacterized. Bases 1 to 729 code for a protein of 242 amino acids. NCBI's taxonomy places the organism in Eukaryota, Fungi, Basidiomycota, Agaricomycetes, Agaricales, Hydnangiaceae. The transcript has 4 exons. The record is from RefSeq and is a predicted model, not a curated record.
AUGGAUUUCACCAUCCAGCAUAUGCAUUGUCAAAAUAGUGCGAAGAUCGUGAAUCGAACCCACAACUCCACGAGACAUCACCCCUCGUCGACCACCCACAACCAGCCCGGCAUGCCCCAACACCACACGAAGUUAACGACGCGGCAACGCCACGUCACCAGCUCUGGCAAGAAAAUGAGCGCCUGCAACAUCGAUGCGACAACGAGGACAGUGACGACAUCGUGUGCCAACCCAGCGACGUGGCAACCAAAUGACGAACAACAACCAAUUCGUCGUCUGGACCGACACGACACAACGACGGUGCGACGACAACACGGGACAACGACGACUCAACAACAAUACGGAACUACGAGGCGACUACGACAGAUGUGCCACGUCAUCCAGAUGGCACACAUGCCGUCACCACCGUCCACAGUAGACAGUCAGAACCCACCUAGCGGCCAUCGUAACCACUGCCACCUCACCGCCUCGCCCUCUCCCACACUGAGCAAUGUGACCCGAUACGACGAUGAUGACAGCACACGACAACGGCCAAAUGACAACGAUGGAGACGGAUGGCCGACGACAAUGUGGCUGGCGGCGAUGACGGACGACGACAACUACGGUCACAACACGACGACGAAGACCACGACGACGAAGACCUUGACGACGGACAACGCAAAGACCAUGACGACGCGUGAGGGCUCCCUUUCGGUUAGGAUACCCUCGUGUCCCCUCAUUCAUGUCUAA